Symbiodinium necroappetens is the source of this 1650-nucleotide messenger RNA. The record is from the annotation of a GenBank genome assembly. Lineage: Eukaryota; Dinophyceae; Suessiales; Symbiodiniaceae.
AUGACGGCACCGACAGGGCUGGCCGCCCUGGCAAGCUACGAGGACAGCGGAAGCGGCAGCGAUGUGGACACCGACGUCUCCGAUGGCCAACUGCAGGCCUCCAGCCCUCCAACGUCCUCCAAGGUCUCAUGUGCCUUCGAGGCUUUCCGACGCUUCGAUGCUGGUGCUGAGCUCCAUGGAAGUCAGGUUCUGGGGCUGGCAGAUGAGGCCUCGGAUGUGGAUAUUUUAUCAUCCAAGCCUGUCCAUCAACUUCUUAAGGCUCUGCGCAACCAGAAGUUGCAGGAUUUCGAGCUAUCAGAGUCGGUUAUGGCUGCAAGGAUACCUCGAGUGAUUGUGAGGCACAGACAAACAGGCCUCCUUCUUGACGUGGUGGAGUCCUGCCGCGACCCUUAUGCGCAUGCCAAAGAUGCGCUGGUGCGCAGUUGGUUGGACUUGGGCGAAGAUGUUCGUGAGCUGGCUCUUGACAUAAAGGCUUUUGCCAAGGCAUACCAGAGUCAACUACCCCGGGAACAAGGCUACCCCAACACGUUCCUCCUGCUGCUGUCGGGGUUCUGGUGGCUAGCCACACAUCAAGGGCUUAGACCUGGCGAGAGCCGCGCAGAUUCGAUCGAAGGUCGUUGCAAGGAGUCGAGAUCGGAGUUAUUCCGAGGUUGGCUGGACUUCGUUGCAGCCGAUCAUCCCAGAGUCAUGAACUUGGCUCAGAACGGUACUGGUGGGCCAAUUCGCGAGUCCAGUGAAGGGCGAUACUGGCAACUUGUGGAGCCCGUGUCGGGGAGGACGGCGUGUUCUCUCAACCGCAAGCAAGCUGAGCAGCUAGCGGAUCAAGCGCGGAAAGCUGCGGAUAUGUCGGACGGAAAUGAGAUCUCCCGGCGAGAGCUGGAGCGGCAGAUCCAAGAGCUCCGCCGAGACAAGGUGAAACUGGAUGACAGCAUUCGAAAAAUGGAAUCCACCCAAAAGCGCAUUUUUGGUGAAGAGGGGGAGAGAACGAGAUUAACGGCACUUCACGCCCAAGAUGAAAAGAAAGAAGAUGGCGACCAGGAAGCCGGAGAAGACAAGAAAGACGAGGACGACGACAAGAAGGAAGAUAAGAAGGAGGAGGAAAGCGAAGAGACCAAGAAACGUAAGCGUGAGGACGAUAUCGAACGCCGAAAAAAGGAGGGACGGCCGACCAAAGCUGACCCAAGAAGCCGCAACCUCUUUGGGAAGCUGUUGGGCCAUCUUCACUCUGCGAAAGACAGGUUGCAGAAGGAGAAGACGAGCAAGAUGGGCGAACUUCAGCAGAAGGCCCUGAGCAGAGUGGAGGACAAGGUCAACCUCAACAAGAUGAAUAUCAAGGAGUUCAGAAAAGGACAGUUCGAGAAGCAGCUGCAAGAGGAGCAGGCGAAGGCAGCAGAGAUCGAGAAGCAGAUUGAGGAGAAGGAAGUUCUUCUGCUGCAGCGCCGCCUUGAGAACCACUACUCACUGAUGAUGAACUUCAUCAGGACAGAGGUGCAGCCUACCAUCUUCUUCCUUCCGAACAAGCACACCCGUGACACUGAGAAGCAGCUCGAAGAGUCACGCGAUGCACUGAAGAACAAGAUCGCCACGCUGAGGAUGCAAUUCCGCCAGGAGGCUGCCAAGGCUGCUGCAGCAGCGGAGGCCGAAGCCAAG